Messenger RNA from Sinocyclocheilus anshuiensis, 1622 nucleotides. Its product is annotated as UPF0688 protein C1orf174 homolog. Bases 99 to 683 code for a protein of 194 amino acids. The transcript is spliced from 4 exons. Lineage: Eukaryota; Metazoa; Chordata; Actinopteri; Cypriniformes; Cyprinidae. The record is from RefSeq and is a predicted model, not a curated record.
GUGUGGCGCAGAUUAUCGGAUAUGGGCGGGACUUCAGCGGUCACCGGAGAUGAACACUCUCAGGACUCCACACUCGGUUUUCAACGCCGAAACGUCCAAUGAGGGCGAAGCAGAUUGUCGUUGGGAGCCACAGACUGCGAGUGCGCGGCACUGUCUCUUUAAACACGCCUGGUGUGAAAAGUUCAGUCAAGAAGGCUGUGCAGAGGAGAGUCCUGCGCGGUUUGGUGCAGAGAUCGGCGUCUGAUAUCGCGAGCGCAGCGCAGCAGAUGGCAGGCGACGGCGGGGAGGCCAAACGUCUUCCAAAGAGACCGUUUCACGGCGAAGUAGAGGAGAAAUCUAGCGCGACCAUGAAUGAAAACGUCAAAAUUCAACCCGGUAAAAAGACUUCGGGUGAUCGACGCGGUAAGGAAAACUCUGCCGCCAAGUGUACUGCUUUGACAAGCGGCUAUGCAGAGGCGAAGAUGGACCAAACCGUCAUUCACAGUCCCCAAACGCGAGAGGACCCGAGCAUUUUCUUCGACGAGGACAGCAAUCACAUUUUCCCAGUGGAGCAGUUCUUUGGGAACAUGGAUGUUGUUCAGAAUUACCCACGCAGAACCCCAGGAAGCAAGAGAAUGAGUCGGAGAGAGUACAGGAGCAUGCAUUACUAUGCCAAAGAGGACAGUGAAGACGAGCAGCUAUGAGGACACAAUUCCUCUCACAGAGUCACUCAAACUGUAUGCCAUUGACAUGGAAGGAGUUUUAUGAUGGUAAAAUGGAUUUGAUUGUUUUAAAGGAAGCUAUUUUAUUCCAAGAGCCUUCUUAAAUAAUGUUUGAGCUACACUGAGAUGCACUGUCGAUUUAUCAGUAAUGUGGUAAUUUUUGUCUUAUGCAAAUUUAAUGAGGUACAACAACAACGGCAAAAAUGUUAGGGCAUCCCUAAUUAUAAACUUACUAUAUAUGUGCCACACUAAAGGAAUGUACAGUAAGAGGUGCUAGACUUCAGGCUAAAACCAUCAUGUGAUUGGGGUUUCCACUGAAAGAAAGCUAAAUAAUUUCUAUAACUUUCUGUACACUGGGUUUUCUACCAUUUGUCCUUACUAAUGUGCUCUGAAAUAAACAAAUAUCGUUUUAUCAGUCAAGUGCCUCAAAUUUGCUGUUCAGACUUUGAAAGCAAUUUGAACAUUAGCUUGGACAUUCUGAAUUUGGCACUUUUAAACAUUCUCUGUUGAGAAUGAAUAGAUUUGUUUUGGAAAAAACACUUAAUACUUCAGAUUUGGUGCUGUAUAAUUGAAAAUUAAAGCAUGUAGCUAUUUUGACAUCUUAUGUUCUUUGAUAGGCUUAUGAUGUAAAGAUUUUUUUAAAGGUUAGUAUCUCAAAUUAAGAGGGUUUUAUCUGUAUUAUGCAUGUGGCUUCACCAAGAAUUGGAUUUGUCUGUAUAUGAUUUGCAUCUUAUUUGACAGGAUUUGCACUAACUUGAACAAGUGGCUCAAAGAUGUAACAUUUUAAAAUGUAGUUUCUUUGCUACUAUGUACAAAUUGUAUGAGGUAAAAAUUGUAGAAAGUGUGAUUUUGAAGUUUAUAUUUUUCUAUUGAAGUGAUAAACCAAGUGCUGAUUUAUUUUUUUUGCUACCAAAUGCUUUG